GCCUCCCUGCGCCCCCCAGGCUGGUAGCGCGGGACCGGAGGGGUGCGUAGGGCUGGCUCGGCUGCCCCUGCCCCCGCCCCGGGGCGGAGCUGCGGCCCCAAAUGAGGUACGAUUUCACCUUUGGGUUCGUCUUCCUGGAGCGCCGCUGGAAUUACGGCCGUCCCUAUCCCCGCUCAUGGCUCUGCGGUCCGCCGGAGGUCCCCGCUCCCAGCCCCGACGUGGAACGGCCGCAUUCCCCCUGUGAAAUGAGGGGAGCGGGAUCUCCGCGCGGGCGGCGGGAGCCGCUGUUACGCCUGUCGGAGUUGAGCACGGAGGGAGGUGAAACAGCCACCUGAACGCGGAGAAACGCCCGAACCGACAACAAGUAGUCUCGAGUAGUCUCGCCUGGGAGGGCGGCACGGAGAGCGGCUGGGGCCGGAGCCUGCCCGGGAGCAGAAGCCGCUGUCGCUCCUCCAGCAAAGGCAGAAGCUCGUUCCCCACGGACCUGCCCGCGACCGGCUGCCCCCCGCCCAGCGACCGGCGCGCCCCCCUCGCAAUCCCCGCCGCCGCCUCCCGCGCUCUCCCCAGUCAUGUCCCACCCGGAGCGAUGGGGAAGCUCGAGGACAACGAGAGGGUGAUCCUCAACGUGGGGGGCACGCGGCACGAGACCUACCGCAGCACCCUGAAGACCCUGCCGGGGACCCGCCUCGCUCUGCUCGCUUGCGAGUCCCAGAGCGAGUCCCCGGGCGGCGAGGAGCCGCCGCCGCCCCCCAACCCGCCGCCGCCUCCGGCGGGCGGCUGCCCGGAGCCCGGCAGCGGCUGCAGCCCCCGGGGCAGCGGCGGCGCCAGCGAGUUUUUCUUCGACCGGCACCCGGGGGUCUUCGCCUAUGUGCUCAACUACUACCGCACCGGCAAGCUGCACUGCCCCGCCGACGUCUGCGGGCCGCUCUUCGAGGAGGAGCUGGCCUUCUGGGGCAUCGACGAGACCGACGUGGAGCCCUGCUGCUGGAUGACCUACCGCCAGCACCGCGACGCCGAGGAGGCCCUCGACAUCUUCGAGGCACCCGACCUGCUGACGGGCGAGCCGCCCCCCGACGGCGACGACGACGACUUGGCCGCCAAGAGACUGGGCAUCGAGGACGUGGGGGCGGCCGCCGAGGGCAAGGGCGGGCGCUGGCGGCGGCUGCAGCCCCGUGUCUGGGCGCUCUUCGAGGACCCUUACUCCUCCCGUGCCGCCAGGUUCAUCGCUUUUGCCUCUUUAUUCUUCAUCUUAGUUUCAAUCACAACCUUCUGCCUGGAAACACACGAAGCUUUCAACACUAUUAUAAACAAAACUGAGCAGGUCAUCAACGGGACAGAAGCUGUGUUACAGUAUGAGAUUGAGACAGAUCCUGCACUGACAUACGUGGAAGGAGUCUGCGUGGUAUGGUUUACAUUUGAAUUUUUAGUACGUGUUAUUUUUUCUCCCAACAAACUUGAAUUCGUCAAAAACCUCUUAAAUAUCAUUGACUUUGUGGCCAUCCUGCCCUUUUACCUAGAAGUGGGCCUGAGUGGGCUCUCCUCCAAAGCUGCUAAGGACGUGCUUGGUUUCCUCAGGGUGGUAAGGUUCGUCAGGAUCCUCCGGAUUUUCAAGCUCACCCGGCACUUUGUGGGCCUCAGGGUGCUGGGCCACACUCUGCGAGCCAGCACCAAUGAAUUUCUGCUGCUGAUAAUAUUCCUGGCUCUUGGUGUUUUGAUAUUUGCCACUAUGAUCUACUACGCAGAGCGGGUGGGAGCCCAGCCUAAUGACCCGUCAGCAAGUGAACACACACAGUUCAAAAACAUCCCUAUCGGCUUCUGGUGGGCUGUAGUCACCAUGACCACCCUGGGAUAUGGGGAUAUGUAUCCACGGACUUGGUCAGGCAUGCUGGUGGGUGCCCUGUGUGCACUGGCGGGAGUGCUCACCAUAGCCAUGCCCGUGCCUGUGAUAGUUAACAAUUUUGGGAUGUACUACUCCCUGGCCAUGGCAAAGCAGAAACUGCCAAGGAAGCGAAAGAAGCACAUCCCUCCUGCUCCUCAAGCCAGCUCACCCACCUUCUGCAAGACAGACUUGAAUAUGGCCUGCAAUAGCACGCAGGGUGACAUCUGCCUGGGCAAGGACAACCAGCUGAUGGAACACAACAGAUCAUCAGUGUUAUCAGGUGAAGACAGUGCAGGAAGUGAGCAGCCACUCUCACCUGGUGAAAGGCUCCCUCCCAUCAGACGUUCUAGUACAAGAGACAAAAACAGAAGAGGGGGAACAUGUUUCCUACUGACAACAGGUGAUUACACGUGUGCUACUGAUGGAGGGAUCAGGAAAGGAUUAUUUAAAAUAUCUCUAAUGCUAAGAGUCUUUGAGGAGGUCAAGAACACCUGGAUAAGGUAGAGUACCAUGGCAUCUCGCAUGAACAGCUUUUUGACUUCACUCAGCAAGUUAUGGUGGUAACCAUGACUAGAGCAGAUCAGAAAUAAUGGAAGAAGUUACCCAUCAGCUACUAAAGACAUAUUUAUAUAACAGUAAAACAUAUUUUUCCCAGAACAUUUUGAUUUGUAAAUCUACAUUUAAAAUAAUUUUUUUUGUGUAGCUUUUGUAGGUUUUAUAGUUUUUACUAGUAAACUGGGGCUUGACUUCAGAAUGGACAGGUUUUUGAUGAGAAAUGUGCUCUUUGCCUGGCUCUGAUGAUAAUCUUAGUUAAGGCUGAAAUGUUUUAGUCACUGGCUUUGGAGUGUAUUUUAUACAGAGUGGGGAAGUUAGCUCAUAAGCAGAAGAUAUCUUCAAAUAAUGUACAAAUGGGUUUGAAUGCUUGAAUGUCAUUCACACAUCAAGUCUACUACUUUCACAUUUUAUUUUUACCCUUUCCUUCUUUUGGUACAUUCUUCUUGUUUGGUUUGUUCCUUGGUUGAUUCUUGGUUAUUCAAUUAUAAUUUAUUCUGAGCUUUUUGCAUCUCCAUCUCCAAGAUGAUACUGAUUCAGACCUGAUCCACUAAUAAUACCUGAAAAGUACUGAUUUUUGGAUCGUGCAUCUCUCACUAUUCAUCUUGUGUACCUGGUUUUCAUUUUUAGGAGUUUCUGCUUUAUUUAUAAUCGUUGCCAUCCUCCUCUCUCAGUUCUUUCCUUUUAUCAUUAGAAGAGUAGCAAGAAAAUAAUCUUAAAAACUACUUUCCUAGUUUCUAUGUGAAAAAGUUACCUGAUUAUUUUGAUUUUUUAAUAAGCUUUAUGUUUACAGGGAGUUUAAAUAUAUACACUAGCAUUGUGCUUCUCUUUAAUUCCCUUUUCAAACAUAAUUCUUUCUAGUCUGUGUAAAUACUGAUAGAAACUCAGAAACUGGAGGCUGUUUAAGAAAUGUAUCAGAAUUCUGUGUAGUAUCACAGUCUAGCCAGCCCUUGCCAUCUGGAGAGAACAUUGCACAAUGUUUUAGCAGACAUAAGGUUAUGCAUUUGCUUUAAGUAUAGUUUUACAGUAUGCAGAUUUCAGGGUAAGAAAUAUGUUAUUUGUCGUAAAGGGAGAGCCUAAGAUACGUUUUUUUCCUAAAGAUGCUAUUAACUGACUGUUAUCUAGAGACCUGGAAUUUGAGCCAGUAACUGUUUCAAUCAGAAAAAAAAUAUAUAUUUGCUCCACCAAUUCCAUGUGGUAUUUAGCUUUACUGUCAUUGGUAUUUUAAGAUUUCUGGGGGGGAAAGUCUCAUUAUUUCCCUAUAAGCAAUUUAGACCUGAAUAUUUUAACCUGACAAAUGCUUAAAUGCAUACUUGUCUUCAAUGAAAUAAGUAGUACCCCUGAAAUCACUGAGACUUCUCCUGCUUGCACCGAAGCAUGUACCCAUGUACUUCAGGAGUGAGGUCCUGCCUGGCUCAAUCUUUGUUGUAUUUCCUUGCUGAUAUCUUCAGGCUCAUGAGCAGAUCUGCUUCCUAACAAAUGGGGUUAUUCAGCAGCUGCUGAAAAUACUUGAAUAUGAAGAUAGUGAUGCAGUGAAUAGCAAUAUUUUUUAGUUGGUUUACAGCAUAGCCUCUACGAAGUGAAAACAAUCCACAGUAGCAAAAAGUGGGUAGCUAGAGCUCACAGUGUACGUGAACAGAAAUAUCUGCAAGUGCAAUGUUCCCUUCAAAUUGUGAAGCAUUAUGUGGUUGCCUCAUUUAAUGAUUAAUAAUUUGCUACUUGCUUAUAUGAAUUAAUACUGUUGAUUUUGUUCAAAUCAUCUGAAAAAGAAGCACAAAUUCAGUGUUUUAAGUUAGCCAUUCAGGAGUCAUUUACAAAUACGUCAAACUCUGCUGUCUAAUUAGACUUCAAAAUUAGAAGCAAAGCUUAAAGGUUAAUAUUUUUGAGGAUAAAGCUUCUUAUAUUAUCAUUCAGUCCUCUGCAAAACUGAUUCACACAUACUGUAUAAAAUUUAUCUGGUUUCUGGUUUAUUUAUUUUAAAGAAAAAAUUGUACUUUAGUAGAAAUUGAAUGUAGCACAGAUUAUGUAAUUCUGACAGUUUCUGUAGUCUGUCUUAAUGGGUUUUUGAUUCUGCUUAGCCAGAUAGCUCAGUCACCCUGGUGGGAUCCCUUAUCUUGCUCUCUGUGCACCCCUGCUGAAGCCCACAGUGGGAUACUAAGUGCAAGAUGGGAUGUGGAGGAGCAGGUCAGACCUCUUGUGUGGUGGUCUGUUUAAUUUUUUUGGGAAAAAGUGGAUGCAUUAAUUUGUAAAUAAUUUUAUUUAUUAGUAUCUUUUGGUAGUAAUGUGUCUCAGCACUGAGUUCUUUUGCAGGCAGAUUCCCUCUGAGUCCCUGAUAGCUCCUUGGAUUACAUUACAUUGUACUGUUUGUCUUUGUCUAUUUUUUGGCUGAAUUCAACUGAUGUCUGUGCAUUUUCUCAUACAAGGCUAUGAAAAAUCUCGAAGCUUAAACAACAUAGCUGGCUUGACAGGCAAUGCUCUGCGACUGUCUCCAGUAACAUCACCCUACAGCUCACCUUGUCCUCUAAGGCGCUCUCGGUCUCCCAUCCCUUCCAUCUUGUAAACCAGAUGGCAUCAAUCGGCUACAUAGUAUUAAAUCAAAUGCUGUUUACCACUUAUUGGAAAUAAAUGUAGCAUUAAGCAUAGGCUCCACAAAUGUGGUCUAACUCCUGCAUGAUACAACUGUCAGUAGUAAGAAAAGCCACUUGGGCACCUGAAGAUUUUUGUCUUGGCUUUUAAAGAUUACUUCAGGUAGCAUUUCUCCUUUUAUCUACUAUAUAUUCCUACUUUCCUGUGGCAAUAAAAGGACAGUUAGUGGAUGCUGUUGUCCAUAUAGUCAAUAAAUAAGCAUAUUUUCAGGGAGAUUUACUUAAAAUAAUGUGCUUCCAAGUAAUUAUCAGUCACUCCAUUGAACCUCCAUUUCUUGUGACUCUAAUCCAUUCUGAAGAUGUCUGCUCUGAGGGGUCUGCUCAUUUGCAUGGACCAUCCUGUCUCCAUCACCUGACAAGCAGUGUUGCGGAUCGUGGAGACCACAGAGGGCUCUGGAUGUGUGUUCUCACAUUGUUACCAUCCUGCUGAAAUGAAAGCACUGAUAAACUAGUCUGCAUGUGGGAUUGUUUUUCUGUGUUUAACCUUUUCCUUUAUUUUUUAACUAUCUACUUGUUUAUAAACGCCUUUAUUUUGCGAUUAACUUAUUUCGGUACUGGAUUGCUGUAUCAGAGUUCUGAAUGUCUCCGGUUGUUUGCACACAGAUAACUGCAAAGAGGUUGUCAUUACUGGUUACACGCAAGCAGAAGCCAGAUCUCUUUCUUAAUGGCUUGGGGAAGGCACAAAACAUGCAAGAAAGGUAAACGCCAUCCAGACUUGCAAUUUUAAGCUAGCAAGUGCUGCUUGGUACUGUAGUAUUUUCUCUACUCCAGGGUUCUUCAACGUUUUCAGAAACUGAGUACCAAGUAAAAUCAAAACAAUGAUCGGGGGCUUUUUUUUACCAUUAUAAGAGGGUAGUAGUUCUGAAGUCGGGUUUUUGACCAGCCUUAUACCUCUGGCUAGUGGGCUUCAAAAAUUUCUUCAGUCAAUGUUUUUUGAGGUGCUUUGUCCUAUAUGUUGUUUGUCUGUCUGUUUUGCAACCUGUCUCCUUGUAUUCUCCAUCUGUCUCCAUAAAGCACAGAGAUACUGUUAAAAUGCCCCCCUCUUUUAAGUUGAACUAAGAACACUUUUUCUCCUUUUCUCUUUUUUUCAUAUGGACUAUACAUCCAUGUAUAGAUAGAAAUAUACAUAUUUUUCAAGUGCAGUUAGUAUCAUCUAGACUAACUCGUGUGCACUCCUAAGAUUUUUGAGCGGCUUUUCAGCACUGACCGGUUGCCUAUUGCAUCAAUCUUCCUCCCAGCAACCAGCAUUCAUUACAAUUUUGAAACUGCAUCUCCCCUAGUGGCUUUUUCAUUCAAUAUUAACCUCUGUUUGUGCAAAAGGACAAAUGCAAUGGCAAAUUUGAGGUUCUGGGCUGGUGAGGAAAAAUUACCCUUAAACUGUAGAGUUUUAGAACUACAUGGGGAAGACCAUAAUGACUGAAAUCUUAAGUGAUCCUUGAAAUUGUUGAAUAAUACCUGACUGUCAUGUUUUACUUUUUUGUUAGGAAAACAAAUUAAAUUUAUUGUUGACCAUGUAACAUGUUCUUCUGUAUAUAGCCAAGCCCAAUAGCAUGACCUGCAUGUCAGAAUUCUUGUACAAUAAUGUAGUUAUCAAAGUAUACAUUUCUGAUAUUUAGAGAUGUACAUUGAUUUACUUUUGGUAAAAUCUUGUCAAUAGAAGAAUAAUUGCAAACAGCUUUUAGCAAAUGAAUUAAUAUAAUAUCUGGUGCUGCUGUUAUAUUAACUACAGUGUUGUACAGAAUUUAUCAUGGAUUUUUGACUGCUGAAAAAGGGACAAUGGAAUUUAGCCAUACCAAGGACUGUACUGGAAAGAGACUGCUGCUGCUGAAUGGGCCCUGAUAAACGACUCACACCUUGAGGAGGUCACUGAGACUUUGCGUGCGAAGCAGAGCUCGUUAAAGAAGAUGAAAGACCGCUCAUAAUUACUGCUGCCAGAGGAAGGGGUGACUAGUCAUUGUUGAUGAGUCAGUGUAAAUAAAACGUGUGUGCAUGGAAAAUCAGUUUUUAUCUAUAUCAAGGAAAGCUGAAUUCAUGUCAUCGUUGCUAAGAUUCCAUGCAAAGACCCCCACCCCUGUGUUUAUUAUUCCUGGUUCCUGCAGUAAGCUGUGCUGUGGAUCAUACAAAGACACACGCUUAAUAAUGAUAGUGAUGUAAACUACAUCUGUCUUGACUUCUGUCAUACUAAUGGCAUAUAUUGCAAAAGUCACAAAUUUGAACAGAGUAGGUUUGCAUAAGUCCUUGCUUUCUCAGUUUGCCAUGACCUAAGUUGUUAUGAAUUGUAGUGUACAUGCCAAGUCCUAAGUUUACUUUUCACUUUGAUAACAAAAACGUGACUGCAGACAAACAUCACUGACUUUGUUCACAGCACACAGUCUUCUUUCAUUGUUACCUCAAACUAUAAGUAUUAUCAGAAAUAAAAUUCUGGCAGCAAGAAUAUUUUGUGGUUUUUUUUAAAUUCAAAGUAUUGCAAACCCAACAUCAAUAAGUAUAAAAAUUGUAUUAAAAUUAUAUUCUACAAAUGUAUAUUUUACAUAAAAUAUAUAUUCUUUGAUAAGUUAUUUUCUGUGAUUUUUGUGGUAAAUGGAUCUAGUCUAUUCUAUGUUUAUGAGACAUUGUAGUGCUACGAUGUGGUAAUUAUGUUCUCUCCAUCCUAUUCAGUGGGAAAUUCUCCAGAAUCUGUUUUGUCACCCUGGUGUCCCGACUGUAGGGACCUGUCCCAGUUGUGAAACUCUGUAUCGUGGAACUUCUGUGAACAUGUCAAGGUGCAUGCACAAUCCUGGUGGAAACCAGUGGAAAUGUAAUACCUGAAUUGGAGAAUAAAAGGCAAAAGACCUGGGGAGGAGCUUGGAACAUA
Messenger RNA from Motacilla alba alba, 7930 nucleotides. It is a transcript of the gene KCNC2, whose product is annotated as potassium voltage-gated channel subfamily C member 2. Gene Ontology annotation, biological process: potassium ion transmembrane transport; protein homooligomerization. Gene Ontology annotation, molecular function: delayed rectifier potassium channel activity; protein binding. Bases 587 to 2383 code for a protein of 598 amino acids. Gene Ontology annotation, cellular component: neuronal cell body membrane; voltage-gated potassium channel complex; dendrite membrane. The transcript has 5 exons. The record is from RefSeq and is a predicted model, not a curated record. NCBI's taxonomy places the organism in Eukaryota, Metazoa, Chordata, Aves, Passeriformes, Motacillidae.